Molecule: messenger RNA, 1296 nt
Organism: Grosmannia clavigera kw1407
Lineage: Eukaryota; Fungi; Ascomycota; Sordariomycetes; Ophiostomatales; Ophiostomataceae
Product: lem3 cdc50 family protein
Exons: 5
Coding region: 1-1296 (431 amino acids)
Cellular component (GO): endoplasmic reticulum; Golgi apparatus; plasma membrane
Source: RefSeq, a predicted model, not a curated record
AUGGCGCUCGAAGACGACAAUCCGCAUCAUGCGGAUUCCAUCGCAUCGAACGAGUCGGACUCGAAACAUCCCGAGAAGAAGAAGAACAAGAGACCAGCGAACACGGCAUUUCGGCAACAGCGGCUGAAGGCAUGGCAGCCCAUCCUGACGCCCAAGACGGUGCUGCCGCUGUUCUUCGCGAUCGGCAUCAUAUUCGCACCUAUCGGCGCCGCGCUGCUGUAUGCGAGCUCGCGCGUGCAGAUGAUCAAGCUGGACUACACCGACUGCGCCAUGGCGGCACCGACAACCGGCUUCGACAGCAUGCCGAAGAGCAAGGUGGACACGCAGUUCAAGUCCUCCAGCAACUCGUCCAAGGUGGCAGCCAUGUGGAAGCGCACAAACAUCAGCGUGUCCUACGACGGAGUCGAGGUGCCAGGCGGCGUCCAAAAGUGCUCGCUGCAGUUCAACAUCCCCGAGUCUAUGGGUCCUCCGGUGCUGUUCUACUACCAGCUCACCAACUUCUACCAGAACCAUCGGCGCUACGUGAAGAGCUUCUACGACAAGCAGCUCCAGGGCAAAGUCUUUACCAACGACACCGUGCACGACUCGGACUGCGACCCGCUGCGCCUCAAUGCCUCUGGUGCGCCGUACUAUCCUUGUGGCCUGAUUGCCAACUCGCUGUUCAACGACACCUUCACCAGCCCGGUCCUGCUCAACGUGCAGGAUGCCAGCAGCGCCAACGAGACGUACAUGAUGCAGAACUCGUCCAAUAUCGCUUGGAGCUCUGACAAGACGUUGUACGGCAACUUCCCGUCCUCUAUGCAGUACUCUGACGUUGCCCCGCCGCCGAACUGGGUCCAUCGCUUCCCCCACGGAUACACCGACUCCAAUCCGCCGCCCAACCUGGCCGAGGACGAGCCGUUCAUGGUCUGGAUGCGGACAGCUGGCCUUCCCACCUUUAGCAAGCUGGCCCAGCGAAACGAUACCACUGCCAUGCGCAGCGGCACGUACCAGGUCGACGUUCUGGACUUUUUCCCUGUCAGCGACUUUGGCGGCACCAAGUCCAUUGUACUGUCCACACGGACCGUCAUCGGAGGACGCAACCAGUUCCUGGGCAUUGCCUAUGUCGUAGUCGGUGGCAUUUGCAUUUUGCUUGGCGCCAUCUUCACCGUCACCCAUGUCAUCCAUCCGAGGAAACUGGGCGACCACACCUAUCUGUCCUGGAACAACGCACCGGCUGCAUCCAAGCAGAAUGCCGGUGCAGUUGGUGGCAGUGCCUCGAUGGCGACGGGCCGUGACAUGGGCGGUGCUGCCUAG